AUGUCGUCCAUUUUGGUCUUAAUCUUGCUGGUAGCUGGGGCAUGUGCAAAGCCCCUAAAUGAAACCUCUGAUUCGCCAAGCAAAAUCAAGCAAGGAGAACUGACGGAAGUAGAAAUUAUUGAUGAGGGUUCCAUUGUCACGUCAACCUUAAAAGACGUAACUCAGAGUAUCAACAAACCACUUCAAACCCUGAACAAUUUUCAGUCUGACACGGCCACCACGUCAAAACCAAGCCUACUCACCUGGUUCAUCACGCCAUUGGCCCAGAAUCUUCAGCUCAACCCCCAGACCAUCCAGAACCGUGUCACCCAGCUCAAGCAAGCACUGAAGAGUCUCGGUUUCAGGAAUUACGACUCGACUUCGAAGGCAAAGCAACUGAGCAGCGCGAAUAAUUUGCUACAAAUUGCGGACGUGAACGAUUCAGGGUUCUUCACGAACAGGCUGGAACCAGCUGGGUUUUUCGGUGGAAACGGCUGGCUGGCGAACAAGGGUGGGAUCCUGGGUGGUCCUGGAGCUAUUCUCUCCACAGGCAGCAUCCUCACGGACUACCCUACAGCGUACAGGCGGAAGUAG
Eufriesea mexicana is the source of this 573-nucleotide messenger RNA. RefSeq lists its product as uncharacterized. The transcript has 3 exons. The record is from RefSeq and is a predicted model, not a curated record. The coding region runs from base 1 to 573 and encodes 190 amino acids. NCBI's taxonomy places the organism in Eukaryota, Metazoa, Arthropoda, Insecta, Hymenoptera, Apidae.